AUGACUUCCCCUUUCUUUGACCCCAUCCACGAUUCUCUUUCCUUCGACAUGGUUGAUAAUUUCUCCAUGGCACCAACAGAAGGAAACCAUGGCAAGGCAAAGCAAUUGGUGGUGAAAUCUGAAGCGCAGAAUAAUAAGGAAAGGUCUUACAUUGGUGUGAGGAAAAGGCCUUGGGGGAAAGUCGCAGCAGAGAUCAGAGAUACAACGAGGAACGGCGCAAGGGUUUGGCUUGGAACCUUUGACAGUAUUGAGGCUGCUGCAUUAGCUUAUGAUCAAGCUGCAUUUACCAUGAGAGGUGAUCAUGCUGUGCUCAAUUUUCCGGUGAAGACGGUGAAAAAGUCUUUGCAAGAGAUUCAAUAUAGCUGCUGCAAUGGUUCUUCUCCUGCACUUGCACUCAAGGAGAGGCACUGCAUUCAAAGAAAGUUGUCAUCAAAAGCUAAAAUGUGUAGAGGGAAAGAGACAUCAUCAUCAGAGGAUUCAACACAAAGUGUGGUGGUGUUUGAGGACUUGGGAGUUGACUAUCUUGAGCAUCUUCUUAGCGUAUCAGAUCAAAGUGAAAGUACAAGCCCUAGCUACUUCAACUAAACCUUUGUUACUAUUUUUUUGUUUCUUUUUCCUUGUUGUGUGUGGCCUUCAUCAAUUUCAAGCUAGGGUAUGUGUAUGUAUUAAUUGUGUUCUCUCUUCAGUUGAGAACCUGAAUUAAUUCUUUCUCCCAAGCGAAUUUAUGUGGUUACAUAUGUCUCUCUAGGUUUCAUGUUGAAGUGCUCUGAAUCAAUUUUUGCACCAACAAUCGUCCGUCACCUGCACAACUGGUUC
Messenger RNA from Glycine soja, 816 nucleotides. Its product is annotated as ethylene-responsive transcription factor 1B-like. Gene Ontology annotation, biological process: regulation of DNA-templated transcription; ethylene-activated signaling pathway. The transcript has a single exon. Lineage: Eukaryota; Viridiplantae; Streptophyta; Magnoliopsida; Fabales; Fabaceae. Gene Ontology annotation, molecular function: DNA-binding transcription factor activity; DNA binding. The record is from RefSeq and is a predicted model, not a curated record. Bases 1 to 585 code for a protein of 194 amino acids.